Messenger RNA from Mesorhabditis belari, 561 nucleotides. Lineage: Eukaryota; Metazoa; Nematoda; Chromadorea; Rhabditida; Rhabditidae. The record is from the annotation of a GenBank genome assembly.
AUGCUCAUAUUGGCCUACAAGACGUUUUACCCGAAUGAUUUGUAUCUAUUGCGAGGAAAUCACCAGGGUGCCAGAGUCAACAAACACUAUGGUUUCUACGAAGACUGCUUGAAGCUUGGAGCAAAGGGGGAAUAUGUUUGGGCAUUGUUUCAGAAAGUCUUCAACUUGAUGCCCAUUUGCGCUCUCGUUGGAACGAAGAUUUUGUGUAUGCCUCUCCCCGAAAUGGAAACUCUCGACAAAAUUCGGGAAAUCAAGAAACCGUUGUGCAAUCCAUUCCACGGUGUAAGCCUAUCCAGCUACUUGUCAUCCGGGAUGGAGGCCAUCGAAAUCGGAAGUGGAAUAAUGUUUGGGCUGAAGCCAUCAAUAAUUUGUGCGAGAAUUGGAACGUCGAUAUCAUCGCGCCGAGCUCAUCAAGUGUGUUAUGACGGUUUCUCAACUUAUUGCAAUUCGUUCGUCAACGCAGGCGCCAUUUUGCACGUGUCGACGGAAUUGGAAUGUCAAAUUAUCGCCCUCAUGCCUGAUGUGAAGAAUGCAACCGAAAGAGUGCAGAAUGGAAAGUUG